Molecule: messenger RNA, 1720 nt
Organism: Ahaetulla prasina
Lineage: Eukaryota; Metazoa; Chordata; Lepidosauria; Squamata; Colubridae
Product: transmembrane protease serine 12-like
Exons: 5
Coding region: 74-1015 (313 amino acids)
Biological process (GO): proteolysis
Molecular function (GO): serine-type endopeptidase activity
Source: RefSeq, a predicted model, not a curated record
CGGGCACCCGAGAUGGACAAUCGCAACAGAAGCCGUCCAGAAGCCCGGCCGCCAUUUGCUUCCUGAAUCGAAGAUGAUCCGGAGCUUUCGUUCGUCCAUCCUUUCUUUGUGGCCGCUGUUUCUGCUGCUGGAGCUCCUGCCCCCCGCCUCCCUCACAGACGAAUGUGGAACAAGGCCUGCAGUGGAUGAGUUCACAAUGGCCUCCCGGAUUGUAGGUGGACAUGAUGCUGAACCUGGGGCAUGGCCAUGGCAAAUCAGUCUUCAAAUUCAUUACAGUGACAGAGUAUAUCGUCAUAUAUGUGCAGGAGUUUUAAUCAGUAACAAUUCAGUGCUGACUGCAGCACAUUGCAUUCAUGAAUAUCCGAAACCAGACAAAUGGAAGGCUGUAGUUGGUUUGCAUCAUCUUUACAUACAUUGGCCUUUUUCUAAAGAAUAUCAUAUCAAAGAUAUCAUUAUCCACUCUGGUUAUGAAUUUGGAACUUUUGAAAAUGAUGUUGCCUUGUUCAGACUGAUGCAAUUUGUGAAGUACAAUGAUUAUGUCCAGCCUAUCUGCUUACCUGACUCUGCUCACUUUUUGAGUGAUAAAUCUAAGAAUCCAUGUUAUAUAACUGGGUGGGGAAGCACAAAGGAAGAAGGUAAAGGUCAACACAUAUUACAAGAAGCUCAGGUUGACAUUAUUCCAUUGCAAAUCUGUAAUAGCUACGAUUGGUAUGGAGGCACAGUAUCCCUGAAAAUGAUUUGUGCUGGCUCUGAAAGUGGACAUGUUGAUAGUUGCCAGGGAGACAGUGGUGGUCCUCUGGUGUGCUAUUUCCCAGAUGCAAACAAAUAUUAUUUAAUAGGAAUCACCAGUUCUGGUGUUGGCUGUGGCAGACCAAAAUUUCCAGGACUCUAUGUACGUGCUGCAAGUUACAAAAAAUGGAUACAUUCAUAUUUAUCUAACAAAACAAAUAUUGUAAGCCUUCAGCUUGUCCUAAUUGUGGGAACUGCUGGAUGGAUAACUUUCCAUAUUGCAUAAAAUUCGAAUUUUAUUGAAAUAGAGUAACAGCUGAUUAUAUUUUAAGUUUUUUUUUCCUUUCCAUUGCAAACAUAACAUUUUUCAGAAAAUUCUCAGUAAUGGAACUAAUUGAUUUAAGUGGUAAUUCAAUUUAAUAAAUUCAGUAUUCUAAUCUUAGUAUUCUAAUCUGCUACUUAUGCACACAUACUUAGAAUUUAACAUUUACUUAAUCUAUAUUUUAAAUAUAAGCACCAGUUAUGUACCACUUAUGAGCUAUAAAAUAUACAAAAGCUAUCACACUAUUAAUUUUAUUUAUUUAUUUAUUUAUUUAUUUAAAGACUCUAUAUUUACUUAAUGAAUUCAGAGUCCUGUUUUACACAUACUCCUAACCUUUCUAUACUUUUUACAGCAUUUCAAAAAUAAAUGUUAUUUUACAAAUGUGUGAAAUUGCAGAAGAAAAUACAGAAUAGCCAUUCUCUUUCAAUUGAUUACACCUUAGAAGUAAAAACAGAGACAUAUAUAACAUAGUAAAGUGACUAAAUUAGUGGAUCAGAGAAAUGCUGUGGAUAUAGUUUACUUGGACUUCAAUAAGGCAUUUGGCAAAAUAAACCACAGCCUUCAUCUUGGUACGACAGAAAAAUGUGGGAUAGACAGUACCACCACCAAAUGGAUUUGCAGUUGGCUAACCAAACACACUCAGUGUAUGGUAUUACAUCUACAUGGAGG